AUGUCACAUUCUAAUGAAAAUAGUAAUGGACAUAAUCAAACUACAAGAUCCAAUGGUAAUGCGGAUGAAUUCGACGAUUAUUUUAGGGAUUUAGAUAAUGAAAUGGACGCUGGGAAUGAUGGAUUUGAUGAUGACUUUUUAGAUAUCUACAAUUUAGCCCCAAGAGAUCGUUUAGUUUAUCAAGCCAAGAAGACAGUUAAUCAAAUAUUAGGUCAUUUUUAUGCAUUGCCUAUAUUUCAUAGAAUAAUAAUUAUUAUAUUAUUAUCUGUUGUUGGUUUAUUGGGUUUCAUAUUGUUAAUAUUCCAUGAGAAAAUCUUAAAUAAAUUGGUUAGCACUUCCAAUGAAUUGAAAGAAAGUUGGUCAACAACUUAUAUUUUAUUCUUCCUAAUAUUCCUAGUCUCUUUCCCACCGUUAAUUGGAUUCUCAUUGAUAUCUACAGUAACAGGUAUCAUAUAUGGUAUAUCUUUCCAUGGUUGGAGUAUAUUAGCUUCCGGUGCUGUUGUCGGAUCUGUCUGUUCAUUUGCUGUAUUUAAAACCUUUUUUCAUGAUAGAGCUGAAAGAUUGGUACAUAUGAAUAGUCGAUUUGAAGCAUUUGCAUCAAUCUUACAAGAAAAUAAUAGUUAUUUCAUCUUAGCCUUAUUGAGAUUAUGUCCGUUCCCAUAUUCAUUAACAAAUGGUGCUGUGGCAGCUGUAUAUGGUGUCUCCGUAAAGAAUUUUGCAAUUGCCAACAUUAUCACUACUCCUAAGUUAGUCAUCUACUUAUUUGUAGGUUCAAAGAUCAAGAAUUUUAGUGAAGCUGAAUCAGCUGGUACAAAAUUAUUAGAUGUAUUCAGCAUAGUGUUAGCUUUGGCGGCAUUAGUUGCUACUGCAUGGAUUUUAUAUUUCAAAACUCAAAAAAGGUUUGCUCAAUUACAGAGUCAGCGCCAAUCCGGCAACCAUAUCUCAAUAGAUCCAACAUUUGAAAUAUAA
Messenger RNA from Tetrapisispora phaffii CBS 4417, 969 nucleotides. RefSeq names its product Tvp38p (gene TVP38). The coding region runs from base 1 to 969 and encodes 322 amino acids. Gene Ontology annotation, biological process: mitotic spindle elongation; vesicle-mediated transport. NCBI's taxonomy places the organism in Eukaryota, Fungi, Ascomycota, Saccharomycetes, Saccharomycetales, Saccharomycetaceae. Gene Ontology annotation, cellular component: Golgi membrane. The record is from RefSeq and is a predicted model, not a curated record. The transcript has a single exon.